UCUUUAUUUAAGGCCUUUAAGGUGGCGGCUUCAUGUGUAAUCCAAGCAAACUAACUAGUUCCUUCCACAAUGGGCAAAGCCUCUAGUUCUUCAUCCUCAUCUAUCAACAGCUGCAAAAACCCUUCUAAUUCAACUUCUUCCUCUCUCUCACACCAAAAUAGUGGAGACCUUCGCACAGAUCUUAGGCUUGGACUCAGCAUUUCUGCCACUCAACAUGUUGGCUCUUCUAGUUCAGGGGGGCACUGGCAACCGGUGCAGCCACAUCUAAGUUGUUCACAAGUUACUGAGGUGAAUGAUUGCAGUGAUUAUACCAGCUUCUUUGUGAAGGUCUACAUGGAAGGCAUUCCAAUUGGUAGAAAACUCAACUUGUUAGCUCAUGAUGGCUACCACGAGUUAGUAAAGGCCCUUGAACAAAUGUUUGACACCACCAUUCUGUGGGGGACUGAGAUGGAUGGAGUGCAACCAGAGAGAUGCCAUGUUCUAACUUAUGAAGAUGGAGAAGGAGAUUUGAUUAUGGUUGGGGAUGUGCCUUGGGAAAUGUUCUUAUCAUCUGUAAAGAGGUUGAAGAUCACAAGGGUCGAGGCAUUCGGGUGAUAGAUGCAUACAUAUGACAACUUCAAGUUUAGUCCUAUAGAGUGGGACACAAUAUUAGUGAUUAUUACUGAUCAUCAAAGUAAUAAUCUUAGAAUAUGUUUGGAUAAUGGUAUGGCAUGAGAUGAGAUCAUGAGAGCUAGCAAAUCGAAGGAAAAAAAGGGAAGGAAAGGGGAAAAAAUAAGGGGUUAAAUGAUGUUUUUGCCCCUUUAUUUGGAUAUGGAUAUAUUUAAAACUUUUCAAAUCUUCUAAAGUUAGGAGAUUUUGAAACAAAAGUGCAUGAAAUGUCAUAUAAGGAUUACAUUUUUUUUUUCUUUCUUUCCAUCCUUUUGCUCACUCACGCCUCUAAUGGCUUAACUUUUCUAGUUUCUAGAAGUCAACUUUUAGCUUCUCUCAUUGCCGACAUAAUUUCUCCAAUUGUUAAGACCCAGUUCCUCCGCAUUCUCACAAAGAAAAUAAAGAAACCAAAGGAAAAUUGCACAAAAAUAUAUGAGGACAAGAAACCAAGGUGUGAAAGAGGUGUUGUGCGAGGAAUAAGGAGCAUUAAAGGGACAGACAUAAUAGAAUGUCGAGCGCAAUAAAGUAAUUUUAUACGACACAUAGUUUGAUUUGAUUUUGAUUAGUAUAUAUACACUUGUUCAGAUUCAAAUUUCAAUCACAUAAAUGUUGAUUUUAUU
Cajanus cajan (pigeon pea) is the source of this 1268-nucleotide messenger RNA. RefSeq names its product auxin-responsive protein IAA30. Gene Ontology annotation, biological process: regulation of DNA-templated transcription. The record is from RefSeq and is a predicted model, not a curated record. Gene Ontology annotation, cellular component: nucleus. NCBI's taxonomy places the organism in Eukaryota, Viridiplantae, Streptophyta, Magnoliopsida, Fabales, Fabaceae.